AUGUUUAAAUCGUUAGCAAGAAGUUCAAUAAUAAAAUCAUCGUCACCUUUAGUUGCUAUAUCGAAAAGACUAUAUCACCCAAACGUUAUCGAGCAUUAUACCAAUCCAAGAAAUGUAGGAUCCCUAGAUAAAAGUCAAUCAAAUGUAGGAACAGGUCUUGUAGGUGCACCAGCUUGUGGUGAUGUGAUGAAACUGCAAAUACAAGUCAAUGAUAAUACUGGAAUUAUAGAAAAUGUUAAAUUCAAGACAUUUGGAUGUGGUUCAGCUAUUGCUUCUUCAUCUUACGUUACAGAGUUAGUAAGAGGUAAGACUCUAGAGGAUGCUGCAAAGAUUAAAAACACAGAAAUUGCAAAAGAGUUAAGUUUGCCUCCUGUCAAACUGCAUUGUUCGAUGUUAGCUGAAGAUGCGAUCAAAGCAGCAAUAAGAGAUUAUCAAUCCAAGAGGAAGGCUACUGUGCUUAAAUGA
Vanderwaltozyma polyspora DSM 70294 is the source of this 465-nucleotide messenger RNA. RefSeq names its product iron-sulfur cluster assembly scaffold protein. NCBI's taxonomy places the organism in Eukaryota, Fungi, Ascomycota, Saccharomycetes, Saccharomycetales, Saccharomycetaceae. Gene Ontology annotation, molecular function: ferrous iron binding; 2 iron, 2 sulfur cluster binding. Gene Ontology annotation, cellular component: cytoplasm; mitochondrial matrix. Bases 1 to 465 code for a protein of 154 amino acids. The record is from RefSeq and is a predicted model, not a curated record. Gene Ontology annotation, biological process: intracellular iron ion homeostasis; iron-sulfur cluster assembly. The transcript has a single exon.